This is a messenger RNA of Drosophila ficusphila, 1031 nucleotides long. RefSeq names its product trypsin-like. Gene Ontology annotation, biological process: proteolysis. NCBI's taxonomy places the organism in Eukaryota, Metazoa, Arthropoda, Insecta, Diptera, Drosophilidae. The transcript has a single exon. The coding region runs from base 41 to 898 and encodes 285 amino acids. Gene Ontology annotation, molecular function: serine-type endopeptidase activity. The record is from RefSeq and is a predicted model, not a curated record.
CGGCGGUUUAGACUUUCAGAGUUUCUCAGCCGCAUCAGUAAUGCUAUCGCCACUGCUCCUUCUGCCGCUCUUGGCCUUGGCCUCCGCGGCCAGCGUUCCGCACAUCCAGCACCUGACUUCGAGGGCCGUGGAUGGAGGGGAACCCGUGGAGUUCCAGCCGCGGAUCAUCGACGGCUUCGACGUGCAGGGCGUGGACAACGUGCCCUACCUGGUGUCCCUCUCCCUGACGAGAAGCACCUACACCCACCAGUGCGCCGCCUCCAUCAUCGGCAAGCGGUGGCUCCUGACGGCGGCCCACUGCGUGAACGAGCUGCGCGAGUUCAACGGGGACGCGGUGGGCACGCCCGUGUACGCCGGGAUCGUCAACCGGUCGAACGUGACCAGCGCCCAGGUGCGCUACGUGGACUUCGCCUCCACGCACCGCUCCUUCGACGGCACCGCCGGCAGCGACAACAUCGCCCUGCUGCACGUGUCCGAGAGCUUCGAGUACAGCGCGAGGGUGCAGCAGAUCGCCCUGCCGGACAUCAACGACGACUACAGCAACCGGACCGCCGCCGCCUACGGCUGGGGCCUCACCGACGCCGACGGCGAGGAGUACUCCAAGGAGCUGCAGUACGCCUUCGCCCCGCUGCUGAACAGCACCGCCUGCCAGGAGCUGCUCCCCGCGGACGCGCCCCUCACCAGGCAGCAGGUGUGCUCCCGGGUGAAGACCUGCUACGGCGACGGCGGCACCCCGCUCAUCUACUGGCCCAUCUCCGGACCCGCGGAGCUGGUGGGGCUCGGCUCCUGGAGCUACAUGCCCUGCGGCUACGGCAACCGGCCCACGGUGUACACCUCGGUGCCGCCCUACGUGGGCUGGAUCCACCAGGUGAUCGCCGCCUACUACCAGCUCAACUGAAUUGUGUACUAUAUGCUAGAAUAGUGAAUGCCUUAAGCAGAUCUUUGCGUAAUGCCCCGGCAAUGCAUUGGAGUAAACAGCGCGGGUUCCGUAUCUAAUCACGGAACUCGCCGAAUGCGAAUCGAACAGCGAA